CCUGAGCCCAGGAUAACACUCGAUGUCGGGGGGCAGCCAGUUACCUUCCUAGUGGAUACAGGUGCUCAGCAUUCAGUUCUUACCCGGUCACCAGGCCCGCUCAGUGAACGAACUGCUUGGGUACAAGGGGCCACAGGCGGAAGAAGAUAUCGAUGGACCACCGAACGGAAGGUACAACUAGCAACUGGUAAAGUAACUCACUCCUUCCUACACGUACCAGACUGCCCCUAUCCCUUACUAGGGCGAGACUUACUCACCAAACUGAAAGCCCAAAUUCACUUUGAGGGGGCAGGGGCUCGAGUGUCGGGUCCAAAUGGAAACCCCCUCCAAGUCUUGACCUUACAAUUGGAAGACGAAUACCGACUAUAUGAGCAGGACUCUAAGACACAAGGAUCCAGAGACUUGGACAUAUGGCUUACAGAGUACCCACUGGCAUGGGCCGAGACUGGGGGUAUGGGGCUAGCCCUACAGCAGCCCCCUUUGAUCGUAGACCUGAAGGCCACAGCCACCCCAGUCUCAGUCAAACAAUACCCCAUGUCGAAUGAGGCCUACCAGGGGAUAAGACCUCAUAUAAAGAGACUAUUAGAACAAGGUAUUCUGAUUCCCUGUCGGUCACCUUGGAAUACCCCCCUCCUCCCAGUAAAGAAACCAGGGACAGAGGAUUAUCGACCAGUACAGGACCUCAGGGAAGUUAAUAAGAGGGUUGAAGACAUACACCCGACCGUCCCCAAUCCAUACAAUUUACUAAGCACCCUGCCACCAUCUCACACCUGGUAUACAGUGCUAGACUUGAAGGAUGCCUUCUUCUGUCUCCGAUUAAGCCCCAAAAGCCAACCCCUUUUCGCCUUCGAAUGGAAGGACCCCGAAUUGGGAAUUUCAGGCCAACUGACUUGGACCCGACUCCCACAAGGUUUUAAGAAUAGUCCCACGCUCUUUGACGAGGCCUUGCACCAGGACCUUGCGGACUUCAGAGUUCAACACCCAUCAUUGAUCCUACUCCAGUACGUGGACGACCUUCUACUGGCAGCCUCCACAGAACGUGACUGUCGACAAGGUACGGGGGCCCUAUUGCAAACUCUGGGACGGCUGGGCUAUCGAGCAUCUGCCAAAAAGGCCCAGAUAUGCCAGACUGAGGUGACCUAUUUGGGAUAUAAAUUAAAAGAAGGGCAGCGUUGGCUUACAGCCUCACGCAAGGAAACUGUAUCCCGUAUACCUGCACCUCGAGACCAUCGCCAGCUGAGGGAAUUCCUGGGGACUGCCGGGUUCUGCCGCUUAUGGAUACCAGGCUUCGCAGAAAUGGCAGCUCCUCUCUACCCCCUCACAAAGCAGGGGGUACCAUUCGGAUGGACAGAUAAACAACAAAAGGCUUUUGAGGACAUCAAACGCGCCCUCCUGUCCUCUCCAGCACUGAGCCUGCCUGACGUCACUAAACCAUUCGAACUGUUCGUUGAUGAAAAACAAGGUUAUGCCAAGGGGGUUUUGACCCAAAGGCUUGGGCCAUGGAAACGCCCUGUCGCGUACUUAUCAAAGAAAUUAGACCCAGUAGCCUCAGGCUGGCCCCCUUGUCUACGGAUGGUGGCAGCCAUUGCCGUCCUUAUUAAGGAUGCUGGCAAACUGACUUUGGGACAGCCCUUGACCAUUUUGGCACCCCAUGCCGUCGAGGCCUUGAUUAGGCAGCCCCCUGACCGGUGGCUCUCCAACGCCCGCAUGACCCACUACCAAUCCUUGCUGUUGGAUACGGACCGAGUCCAGUUCGGACCUGUAGUCGCCCUUAAUCCGGCGACCUUGCUACCCACACCGGAAGGACCAGACCAGCAUGACUGCCUUCAGAUCCUCGCGGAAAUGCAUGGAACCCGGAUGGACUUGACUGAUCAGCCCCUCCCAGAUGCGGACCACACCUGGUACACCGAUGGGAGCAGUUAUCUACUGAAUGGAGAACGCAGGGCGGGAGCUGCAGUUACCACGGAGACCCAGGUAAUCUGGGCCAGUGCCUUACCCAGCGGCACCUCGGCCCAACGAGCUGAACUCAUCGCUCUGACUCAAGCCCUUAGGUUGGGAGAAGGUAAGAAGCUGAAUGUUUAUACUGAUAGCCGGUAUGCUUUCGCCACCGCACACAUACAUGGAGAAAUAUACCGGAGACGAGGGCUCUUAACCUCAAAAGGCAAGGAAAUUAAAAAUAAAGCAGAGAUCCUUGCUCUAUUAGAGGCCUUAUUCCUCCCCAAGAGACUGAGCAUUAUGCAUUGUCCCGGACACCAAAAAGGAGAUCACGCCGAGGCCAGAGGAAAUCGGCGGGCGGAUGAAGCGGCCCGAGAGGCUGCUUUGGGACCACAAAUUCUCCCCCUAAUAUCCGAGCCCGUCCAAUCCACAAUAGACUGGGCCUAUGAUAAAGAGGACAUAAACCUACUCCAAAAAUUGGGGGCAGAAUAUAACCCAGCGAAUAGACGCUGGAUUUAUCGGGGAAAAAUAGCAGUGCCCAUAAAAAUAACCCAGGAACUUAUAGACUACUUACAUAAGUUGACCCAUUUGGGUACGAAGAAAAUGAAAACCCUCCUAGACAGAAUGGAAACUGGACAAUACCUCUUGAACAGGGACAGGGCACUCCAACGGGCAACAGACAAUUGCAGGGGCUGUGCCCAAAUCAAUGCAGGUCACUCGAAAGCCCUCCAAGGGGUACGCCUCAGAGGACAUCGACCCGGUGUCCACUGGGAAAUAGACUUUACUGAAGUUAAACCUGGCUUAUAUGGGUACAAGUACCUGCUGGUUUUUAUAGACACCUUUUCAGGAUGGGUAGAGGCCUAUCCCACCAAACAUGAAACGGCUAAGAUGGUUGCCAAAAAGCUAUUAGAAGAAAUUUUUCCCCGAUAUGGUAUGCCAAAGGUAUUGGGAUCUGAUAACGGGCCAGCCUUCGUCUCCCAGGUAAGUCAGUUGGUGGCCAAGUUACUGGGGAUUGAUUGGAGAUUACAUUGUGCUUAUAGACCCCAGAGUUCAGGACAAGUAGAACGUAUGAAUAGAACUAUUAAGGAGACUUUGUCUAAAUUAACGCUCGCUACUGGCUUAAAGGAUUGGGUGUUGCUCCUGCCCCUGGCCCUAUAUCGGGCCAGGAACACCCCCGGGCCACAUGGCCUUACCCCUUUUGAAAUAUUAUAUGGGGCACCGCCUCCAGCCAUACAUUUCUUUGACACGGACAUUGCAGACUAUGCUAACUCCCCUUCUCUACAAGCCCACUUGCAGGCCCUGCAGCUGGUACAACAAGAGGUCUGGAAACCCCUAGCAGCCGCCUACAAAGACAACCUUAACCAGCCAGUGGCACCUCAUCCGUACCAGAUCGGGGACACUGUUUGGGUCCGUAGACAUCAAACUAAGAACCUGGAACCGCGCUGGAAGGGACCAUACACUGUUCUCCUGACCACCCCAACGGCGCUCAAGGUGGACGGAAUUGCUGCCUGGAUCCACGCCUCACACGUGAAAGCCGCCAGCUCAGAACAACAGACAGCCAGCCAAAAGGAAGGAUGGAAGAUCCAACGCUCCCAAAACCCCUUAAAGAUAAGACUGGUUCGAAAAUGAUAUUAUGGGCAGUAGUCUUUCCCAUGUUGAUCUUGGGAUCCAUGGGGGCUCCUAAUGGAAGCCCCCACGCAGUUUAUUCCUUAACUUGGCAGAUUAUUUCCCAGACUGGGGAGGUAGUCUGGAAGACGACUGGCCAACAUGCCCUCAAUACCUGGUGGCCUCCCCUCACCCCGGAUUUUUGUCAGCUAGCUGCGGGACUAGACUCUUGGGACAUAGCCACCACCGACUAUAAUCAAUUAACGAGAAACAUGCAGCCAACGGGGGG
Molecule: messenger RNA, 3829 nt
Organism: Myodes glareolus (Bank vole)
Lineage: Eukaryota; Metazoa; Chordata; Mammalia; Rodentia; Cricetidae
Source: RefSeq, a predicted model, not a curated record